CUUCAUUUUCACAUCUUAGCUUAAUUCUAUAAGUACACACCCUAACUUUCCCACCAUUCAUUCCUCCCCAAGAAAAAUUUUAUAGCUGAAGAAAGGGGGAAAAAAAGGAAAAAGAAAACUUCAGGGGCGACCUGCGUAACACAGUGAAAAAAUGGCUACUCGGAUCGGAUUAGGAUUAAUUGGUUGCUUGAUCAUCGCCGCCAGUCCACUGGGCGGUGCAGCCGCCGAUACGCACAACGUGGGAGGUGGUUUGGGGUGGACUAUUCCUCCCCUUGGUGAUAUUGCAUACAAAAACUGGGCUGCCAGAGAAAAUUUUGAAGUUGGGGACAAUCUAGUAUUUACAUGGAACAACACCCACAACGUUGCCAAAGUAUCCAAGGAAGAGUUUGAUAACUGCACAUCAUCAAACGGCCCAAUUCAGACCACCAGCCCAGCAAACUUCACCAUUGACUCCAAUGGCUCCAGCUACUUCAUCUGCACCGUCAACAACCACUGCCGCCUUGGCCAAAAGCUCGAAGUCACCGUCGACUCAUCAGCUUCAGCUCUUGCCACCACUGCCUUGUCUGUAUUUCUCUUGGCCAUGGCCAUCUCUUUCUUGAGCUUUAUGUGAUUCUCACCAUAUUUACAGCAAAUUUCUUGUGUGUUUUUUAUUUAUGUUCUAUUGACAUACUUCAUUUUUAUCUUUUGUCAAAAUCUUUAGAUUAAGAAAUAAGGGUUACAACUCGG
This is a messenger RNA of Ilex paraguariensis (yerba mate), 726 nucleotides long. Lineage: Eukaryota; Viridiplantae; Streptophyta; Magnoliopsida; Aquifoliales; Aquifoliaceae. The record is from the annotation of a GenBank genome assembly.